UGAAUGAAUAUAUGAAACAAAUUGUCUCCUACGUUCAUAUAUACAUUCCUUCAAUAAUCAGCAGGUACCUAAUAUAUAUAGAGACGCCAACCUUCCCCUCUACACUCUAAAAUCAUUCUCCCUCCUUUCCCACCGUAUCUUUUCUCCUUUUCCUAAGCCAGAAAGUUAGGCUGAGUGCUCAGCAAGACAGGAGGCAGAGACACAGGAGCAGGCCAAUGGAAACAGACACCAUGGAAGGGAGCCAGGUGAAAUAAGGGCAAAGACAGCUGUACAACAUUCAGAGAGAAACCAACCAGAAUGAAAAGCAGUGAUUCAUGGAGAACUGCCACUCGGAUACUCCUUGGAUUUCGCUCUGAGAGCUACUGCGAGAUUGAGGUCAGUGAGGGCUGGCAUGGAGAUGAAGGGCAGACACGCUCCUCCUCCCUGGAGAUGCACUGCUCGUCAAUCCCUCCCCUUAAUCCUGUUCUACCCACCCCACCCCCACGACUCCCUCACACUGACCAGUGUCCUGGGCCUUUAAGGGUUGGCUGGGCUGGACUGAGGAGAGAACUCACACCUCUCUCCACCCCACUCCCUCCAUCUGGCUGUAAGUCAGCCAGCGACAGCAGCAAGCUGCAGCUGAAGAGGGGAGGAAGUCAGUGAGUGCAAGAAGCGCAAAGGAGCCCCACUGGAUUUCCGUGCCCCACGGCGGAGAGCAUCCCAGAGCUCAGACGUAGGACGGCUAUCCUGCCCACGACCUCAAGAUUAACCUGAAACCUCUUGCUGCUCCUCGCUCCUUCUGUGACUCUAGCAUCAGCUGGUGAAGCAGUGGGUGAUGGCGUAUCUGCUGCAAGGCCGGCUGCCCAUCAAUCAAGAUCUGCUGCUGAUGCAGAAAGGCACACUAAUGCGCAAGGUGAGGUCCAAAAGCUGGAAGAAGCUAAGAUUCUUCAGACUUCAGGACGAUGGCAUGACAGUCUGGCAUGCCCGGCAGGCCGGAGGCAGGGCCAAGCCCAGCUUCUCAAUCUCCGAUGUGGACACAGUACGUGAGGGCCACGAGUCUGAGUUGCUGCGCAACCUGGCAGAGGAGUUCCCCCUGGAGCAGGGCUUCACCAUCGUCUUCCAUGGCCGCCGCUCCAACCUGGACCUGGUGGCCAACAGUGUCCAGGAAGCCCAGACCUGGAUGCAGGGGCUCCAGCUGUUGGUGAGCUUUGUCACCAACAUGGACCAACAGGAGAGGCUGGACCAAUGGCUGAGUGAUUGGUUCCAGCGUGGAGACAAAAACCAGGAUGGUCGGAUGAGUUUCGGAGAGGUCCAACGGUUAUUGCACCUGAUGAAUGUGGAAAUGGACCAAGAAUAUGCCUUUCAGCUUUUCCAGACAGCAGACACAUCCCAGUCUGGGACUCUGGAGGGAGAAGAAUUUGUAGAGUUCUAUAAGUCAUUGACUCAGCGUCCAGAGGUGCAGGAACUGUUUGAAAAGUUUUCAUCUGAUGGGCAGAAACUGACCCUGCUGGAAUUUGUGGAUUUCCUCCAAGAGGAGCAGAAGGAAGGAGAACAGGCUUCUGACCUUGCUCUGGAACUCAUCGACCGCUAUGAGCCUUCAGAAAGUGGCAAACUGCGGCAUGUGCUGAGCAUGGACGGCUUCCUGGGCUACCUCUGCUCGAAGGACGGAGACAUCUUCAAUCCGACCUGCUACCCCCUUUACCAGGACAUGACUCAACCCCUGAACCAGUACUACAUCAACUCCUCCCACAACACCUACCUGGUGGGGGACCAGCUUUGUGGCCAGAGCAGCGUGGAGGGAUACAUACGGGCCCUGAAGCGGGGGUGCCGCUGUGUGGAGGUGGAUAUAUGGGAUGGACCAAGCGGGGAACCUAUUGUUUACCACGGACACACCCUGACCUCCCGCAUCCCAUUCAAAGAUGUUGUGGCCGCUAUAGGACAGUAUGCCUUCCAGACGUCAGACUAUCCAGUCAUCUUGUCGCUGGAGAACCACUGCAGCCGGGAGCAGCAGGAGAUCAUAGUGCACCAUCUGACGGAGAUCCUGGGGGAUCAGCUACUGACAACAGCCUUGGAUGGGCAGCUUCUCACUCAGCUGCCCUCCCCUGAGGACCUUCGGAGGAAGAUCCUUGUGAAGGGGAAGAAGCUAACGGCUGAGGAAGAGGAGGAAGAGCCAGAGGCUGACCUGGAGGCAGGGCAGGAGGCUGAGCUGGACUUGGAGGCCCAGCUGGAGUCUGAGCCCCAGGAGCUGAGCCCUCGCGGUGAGGACAAAAAGAAGGUUGUGAUGUGCCCGCUGUUGUGUCGGCCUUUGUGUUGUCAGAUUAUGGCCCAGGCUCCUAUUUCCAGGCCUGGGCUUCUUCUCUUUCCCAAGCAGAAACCCAAGGCCAUCUUGUGUCCAGCCCUCUCUGCCCUGGUUGUCUACUUGAAGGCUGUCACAUUCUACAGCUUCACUCAUUCGAGGGAGCACUACCACUUCUAUGAAACAUCAUCUUUCUCUGAAACCAAGGCCAAGAGUCUUAUCAAGGAAGCUGGCGAUGAGUUUGUGCAGCACAAUACCUGGCAGUUAAGCAGAGUAUAUCCCAGUGGCCUGAGGACGGAUUCAUCCAACUACAACCCCCAGGAAUUCUGGAAUGCAGGCUGCCAGAUGGUGGCUAUGAACAUGCAGACAGCCGGGCUGGAGAUGGACCUGUGUGAUGGGCUCUUCCGCCAGAACGCUGGCUGUGGCUAUGUGUUGAAGCCAGACUUCCUGCGUGAUGCCCAGAGUUCCUUCCACCCUGAGAGGCCCAUCAGCCCUUUCAAAGCCCAGACCCUCAUAAUCCAGGUAAUCAGUGGUCAGCAACUCCCCAAAGUGGACAACACCAAAGAACAGUCCAUUGUGGACCCCCUGGUAAGAGUGGAGAUCUUUGGCGUCCGCCCGGACACAACCCGGCAAGAGACCAGCUACGUGGAGAACAAUGGUUUUAAUCCAUACUGGGGGCAGACGCUGUGCUUCCGGGUCCUGGUACCUGAACUGGCCCUGCUGCGUUUUGUGGUGAAAGACUAUGACUGGAAAUCCCGAAACGACUUCAUUGGUCAGUACACCCUGCCGUGGAGCUGCAUGCAACAAGGUUACCGCCACAUACACCUGCUCUCCAAGGACGGCCUCAGCCUUCACCCAGCUUCCAUCUUCGUGCACAUCUGCACAAAGGAAGUGCUAGAGGAGGCUGAAUCUUAAGGCGGCCACAGGAGGAGUGGAUUCACUGGCUGUAGAUGGUGAGAAAAAUGAAAAAACCUGGAAGGAUGCUCCAGAAAGCAAACAGUGGUACAAACUCGAGCUUUGGACUAUGCCUUUUCAGGCACAAAAUGACUUGGUCCUUCCUGACAAGCAAAUGUAGGGCCUGAUUUUUCACCUUCUUUCUCUUCCCUUUCUUCGUUUUCACAAGACUCUGGGCAUCAUUCCUGUCCUUUUCCUCUGCAGACUCUACACUGGAAUUCCUUCCUUCCUCUGGUUAUAGGCUCAACACCACACCCAGAUCUAGUACAGCGCUUUCCCACCAACUCUGGCUCAAAGGCAGAUUGCAGCUAGAAAUCCAAAGAGGGGCUUGGGGGCAGAGAAACUCCAAACCCAAACUUCUCACCCCUAACUUCCUCAAAGUCCAGAGCCAAGGGAAAGAGAAAUUGAGCCUCAAGUCUCCCCAGGCAAAGGCUGGGGGAGGAGAUCUGCUCCCCUGUAUUACGACUCUCAAGAGAACACUGCAUGGCCCAGAGUCUCCCCACUGGACUCCUGCUCACUUGUGCCACCAGUAUAAAUAGAGCUUCUCUCUCAA
Messenger RNA from Odocoileus virginianus texanus, 3782 nucleotides. Lineage: Eukaryota; Metazoa; Chordata; Mammalia; Artiodactyla; Cervidae. The record is from RefSeq and is a predicted model, not a curated record.